AUGUUCGUUUUUAGAUUAUAUUUACUACUAUUAGUAUUUCUUUCUGAAGUAACUCCAAAAGAACUAUCUGAUGUCUUCACCAGUUUUAAUUCAUUGACGUUUACAGAUGCUGGAUAUGGAUAUAGAGGUCCAUCGAAUCCAACAUGGCAUGCUAAAUUAAGUUGGAAUUUAAAUGGUGCGUAUGCUCGACCUGGUGAUACUUUUGGUUUAGUUUUACCACAUGUAUUUAAGUUUGUCACUGCUCAAUCGUAUUUUACUUUAUCUGCAGGGGGUGUGACAUAUGCAAUCUGUGAUUUCCAACCAGGUGAGUUAUUCACAACAUUUUCCUCGAUCAAAUGUACUGUUAGUGAGAAAUUGAACCCAAACAUUGAAGCUUUUGGUACAAUUACUUUCCCGUUUGCUUUUGGUGUUGGUGGUUCAGGAUCAGAUACAGACUUAGUAAAUUCUAAUAGUUUCACCACUGGUGAGAAUAGAGUCACUUUCAAGCAUGGUUCGAAAGAUCUUUGUAUUGAUGUUGAUUUUCAAGGAAGUCCUGCCAAGACGACGGAUUUACUUAGUUAUGGUAGAAUUAUUCCUUCACUAAGAAAAAUAUCACAUCUAUUAACUAGUGCUGAUAGUCCAAAUGGUUAUAAAAGUGGCAAAUUAGGACUCGCGUCAUCUGACGCAGGCCUCGGCAUUGAUUGUGAUUCUGUUCAUGUUGGUAUUACCAAUAUGUUGAAUCCUUGGAAUCAACCAAUGAAUGCAGAAUCGUUUUCUUAUACUACACAAUGUUCUGAAGAAGAAAUUAUGAUAACUUUCAAUGAAGUUCCAGAAGGGUAUCGCCCAUUUUUUGAUGUUUUGUUUUCUCAUACUGCCAGUGAUAUUUUUACCAUGUUGUACACAAAUGAAUAUGUUGGGGCUGAUGGGGUUACAUAUGAUGCUUCGAUGAAAAAAGCUUGGAAAUCCUAUCAAGAUAGUCUUCCACUGGGUGAUGGCGCCAUUAUUAUUGUUACUACUAGAACCGGCACUCAGUCAACCACUGCCGUUAGUACUUUGCCAUAUGAUCCGGAAAUAGACCUUACAAAAACCAUUGAAGUACUCGUGCCUAUACCUACUACUACUACAACCACAUCUUACCUUGGUGUAUCUACAUAUUAUUCCACCAUUACGGCAACAAUUGGAGCCACAGCUACAGUAAUUGUUGAUGAACCAUAUCAUACCACAACUACUAUCACUACAUGUUGGGAUGAUAAAGGAGCGACCACAUUUACACAAAUAGCUGAAUCUCACUCCGUAGACACUAUCUAUAUCAAAACUCAACACCAAAAUCCUACAUUUACGACGACAUUAUUUGAAGAUGUGCCAAAAUUAACUACAGUGACAAGGAAACAACCAUGUGGCGGAAUUGAUACUUUGAGUAUCCUUUACCCCAAUAAUCCAUUUACCACGUAUACCACAAUCAAAGCUGAUGCCGUUGUGCCUACUACAUAUACUGAGACCGAUACUCACGGCGGUACUGACACAGUGGUCGUUGUCUACCCACCCAAUCCUACCAUCACCACUACUGGUUUUGACACUGUUGAAGAGUUGACUACCACCACCCAGACCGAUACUCACGGCGGUACUGACACUGUGGUCGUUGUCUACCCACCCAAUCCUACCAUCACCACUACUGGUUUUGACACUGUUGAAGAGUUGACUACCACCACCCAGACUGAUACUCAUGGCGGUACUGACACAGUGGUCGUUGUCUACCCACCCAAUCCUACCAUCACCACUACUGGUUUUGACACUGUUGAAGAGUUGACUACCACCACCCAGACCGAUACUCACGGUGGUACUGACACUGUGGUGAUCAUCUUCCCCCACAAUCCAUUUACCACAUAUACCACAAUCAAGGCUGAUGCCGUUGUGCCUACUACAUAUACUGAGACUGAUACUCACGGCGGUACUGACACAGUGGUCGUUGUCUACCCACCCAAUCCUACCAUCACCACUACUGGUUUUGACACUGUUGAAGAGUUGACUACCACCACCCAGACUGAUACUCACGGCGGUACUGACACAGUGGUCGUUGUCUACCCACCCAAUCCUACCAUCACCACUACUGGUUUUGACACUGUUGAAGAGUUGACUACCACCACCCAGACCGAUACUCACGGCGGUACUGACACUGUGAUCGUUGUCUACCCACCCAAUCCAUUGACUACUAGAACUGAGAUAGAUUCCAAUCUUUUUGAACCUACAACAUACACUGAAACUGAUACGCAUGGUGGAACUGAUACAGUUGUGGAAGUUUUAAUUUCGCUUUCUCAGAGUAAUGGUAUUGGUCAUGAUAUUCUGAUGAGAACGGUUACCUAUAGUACCAGUCUUCAAGGAGGUUCUUUGGUUGUUUCCGAUCAUUUGUCAAGUGAAACCACUGAAAGCGAAGUCGAUGGUUCUCAAUCAACUGAUCCUGGCGAUGAUGAAUUCAUUACAAAUGAUAUUACAGAAGCUACAUAUAGCACCAAUGUUGAUGAGGUGAAUGAGUCUUUGGUAUCAGAUUUCAGCAAUGAACUGACUGACUUUUACACUACUGCUGAAGGUAUAAUUUUCACUUCUGGGGGUAUUAUGGAAGAUGAAUUGUUCCCAAGUGAUAGCGUAAGCUCGGAAUUGUUGCCGUUAUCUAGUGGUAUCCAUAAUCUGACACAAUUGGACAGCACUUUAAUUACUGAUGAGGUAUUAACGACUUUGACGGAUGUUGAGACAUCCCUGCUUGAUUUGCUGUCUGAUUUGCUGGAUGAUAUACUAGAUAGUACUUCCGAUGACAUUGAGUACAAUAGUAAAGAAAGUGUUGUCAGCAGUUAUAGUGAGUCCACUGAGAUUAGUGUCAUCAUUCUACAUACCAGUUCUAUUGCAGCCGCGGAUCCAAUUACACUGUCUGAUAAUGUCAGUGGCUCAACAGCAAUAGAUUAUGAACUCCAGACAACCAAUAUUACUAAUAGUGAUGAUGUUUCAACUGUUGUACCUGGUAUUGAUAUUUCUGAAUCCGUUACUUCAUCAGAUGACGUUAGCGUUGAUAAUUAUGAAUCUGCUAGUUCAUCAAGUGCCCUUGAACAAAUUACACAAUCUAGUGAAUACAUUUUAACAACUAGUACAUUUAGUACGAUGACUCCUAAAUAUGAAAAUAUCACAUACCCUGGUUCUUUGGCUGCGCCUGGUCCAAUCUACAGUGAUGGGGCACUUGUCGGUGCUUCUACUGAAGUUGAUGGUUUUAUAUCUUCAAUUAGCUUUAUCAAUGAGGAGAGCUUAUCAACAUCUGGUAUUGGUACCACUGAAUCUUAUAGUUUUGAUUCACUGACAUUUAGCUAUCAUCCUACAUCCGUUGCCAUUACUAUUCCGGCAGAUGAAACAGUUACUGUCAUUGAGUGUUCUUCUGAUUGCACAUUAUCAAUUUCUGGAGGGUCUAUAAAUGAAGAUGGUAAUGAAACUGAUGUAAUCGUUGUAUGUACUACAUGUGGUUCUUCAUAUUUAACUGAUGAAAUCAUAGAAAUGGUUACAGAAUGUACCUCAAGUUGUUCAUUGACUAGUUCUAGUCAAAGUAUUGUCAGUAAGAUGGGAGUUAUCCAGAGUUCAUUGAGUGAUUGUGGUGCAAUUUCAUGUGGAAAAAACCACGAUGUUGGAUUAAGUCACACUACUAGAGUCAAUGGAAUAGCAACUGAUAAACCGGAAGUCGAAGACAAUGAUGGACAUACUACACUUAUUCAUUCCAAUCCUGAAAUCAAUGAUCAACAUGAUGAAAUUGAAAAAGGUAAUGAUGUCAAUCAAAAUCAUAAUAUCGGUCAAGAUGAUGGGCUUAACCAAAGUGAAGAAGUUGAUCAUGUAGAUUAUGUUUCAGUUACUGUGAAACCAUAUAGUGACUCAACACUUUCUACAGCCAUAUUAGAUUAUGGGCAGAAAUAUUCAAUUUUGAGCAAAGGAUCAUUUGAAUCGAAUUCAUUGUCUCACACAACUGGGCCUACUAAUAUUUCCAAUUAUGAAGGUUCUGCUUCGUAUUUUAAAAUGUCGUGCCUUUUGGUGUAUAUUUAUUCUUUCUUAAGUAUUCUUAUUUAG
Molecule: messenger RNA, 4071 nt
Organism: Candida tropicalis MYA-3404
Lineage: Eukaryota; Fungi; Ascomycota; Pichiomycetes; Serinales; Debaryomycetaceae
Exons: 1
Coding region: 1-4071 (1356 amino acids)
Biological process (GO): cell adhesion
Cellular component (GO): fungal-type cell wall
Source: RefSeq, a predicted model, not a curated record